AGAAAUGUCAACGUCAGACUUCAAUCAAAACAAAGUAAAAGUUGCAUGUUAGUUAUAUUUGCGCAAUAAACCAUUAAUAAAGCUAAUAAUAAUGGUUAAAUUUUCAUUAGAAGACAGCGACCCUUAUUAUUUAACAUUAUCGGAACAUCCAAAAAGAUUUGACGCUGAUAGUCCUGUUACGAACGUAUUUUUCGAUGAUACCAAUGGACAAGUAUUUACGGUCCGAUCCGGUGGUGUUACGGGGGUCACCGUCAAUAGUAUGGACGAAUCAAAAUGCACUUCAUUUCGAAUGGAGGAUAAAGGUCCUAUUAUUUCGAUAAAAUUCUCAUUAGACCAGAAAGUGUUGGCAAUACAACGUAAUAACGAAGGUCAGAGUGCGACGGUGGAGUUUGUAAACUUCAAAGACUUAAGUCCAACAAAUGUGGAGUACUCUCAUACAUGCAAGUGGAAAAAUUCUAAAAUACUAGGAUUUGUUUGGCCUAAAGCAAAUGAGAUUGCGUUUAUAACUGACCAUGGUAUAGAGCUAUUACAAGUUCUACCUGAAAAGAAGCAACUUAAAACUCUAAAGAGUGUUACAUUUAGUGGUGCUUGGUUCUCAUGGUGUGCACAGAGUAACAUAGUGGUGCUGGCGGGCAACAAUGGAGUUCUGCUACAGCCAUUCUACUUCAACAAUUCUACAAUCAUUAAGUUACAGAAGUUGGAAUUGGAAUCCUCUCGGCCGGUGGUGGAGCGCGACGUGUGCAUGUUGGUGGUGGGCGAGGUGACGUGGUGCGCCGUCUUCCGACACGCGCUCACCGCCAUCGCCGCGCCCGGACCCACAGAGAUAUGGCUGAUGCCGCUGUCGGGCGCGGGGCAGGGCACGCACGUGCUGAAGACGGGGCUGGUGGGCAGGUUCGCGCUCAGUGUGGUCGACGACCUCAUCGCUGUUCACCAUCAGGUAUGAUUUCAUCCAGACGAAGUCAUGAAAAAUCUU
Papilio polytes (common Mormon) is the source of this 973-nucleotide messenger RNA. RefSeq lists its product as uncharacterized. The transcript is spliced from 5 exons. Gene Ontology annotation, molecular function: protein binding. The record is from RefSeq and is a predicted model, not a curated record. Gene Ontology annotation, biological process: regulation of autophagy. The coding region runs from base 92 to 943 and encodes 283 amino acids. NCBI's taxonomy places the organism in Eukaryota, Metazoa, Arthropoda, Insecta, Lepidoptera, Papilionidae. Gene Ontology annotation, cellular component: late endosome membrane; Mon1-Ccz1 complex; lysosomal membrane.